Messenger RNA from Nematolebias whitei (Rio pearlfish), 3159 nucleotides. RefSeq names its product ATPase H+ transporting V0 subunit a2b (gene atp6v0a2b). NCBI's taxonomy places the organism in Eukaryota, Metazoa, Chordata, Actinopteri, Cyprinodontiformes, Rivulidae. Gene Ontology annotation, cellular component: vacuolar proton-transporting V-type ATPase complex; vacuolar proton-transporting V-type ATPase, V0 domain; plasma membrane. Gene Ontology annotation, biological process: proton transmembrane transport; vacuolar acidification. The record is from RefSeq and is a predicted model, not a curated record. The transcript has 20 exons. The coding region runs from base 107 to 2659 and encodes 850 amino acids. Gene Ontology annotation, molecular function: proton-transporting ATPase activity, rotational mechanism; ATPase binding.
GAGUCACGGAAAGUCAAGGAAGAACGUGACUGACGACUUGUACUUCACAGAAACGUCCCCUGCUAGUUUGCUCACAUUGGAACGAGAGACAUCCGAGCCCGCCAGGAUGGGCUCUCUUUUUCGAGGUGAAGAGAUGUGCCUGGCCCAGCUGUUUCUGCAGUCUGGGUCCGCAUACGACUGCAUCAGUGAACUGGGAGAACUGGGGCUGGUGGAGUUCAGAGACCUCAAUCCCAACGUGAACGCCUUCCAGCGAAAAUACAUCAGUGAGAUCAAAAAAUGUGAAGAGAUGGAGAGGAUCCUUGGAUACCUUCUUAGAGAAAUCAAGAAAGCAGAUAUUCCUUUGCCAGAAAGAGAUAUGAGUCCCGUGGCUCCUUCACCCAAGCAUGUCAUGACUAUAAUGGAACAGCUGCAGAGACUUGAGGUUGAGUUAGGUGAAGUCACCAGAAACAAAGAAAAGCUACAGAAGAAUCUUCUGGAGCUGACAGAGUACACACACAUGCUUCGCAUCACCCGCAGCUUUGUACAGAGAACUGCUGAGAGAGAGCCACAGCAAGUGCAGUAUGAGGAGUUUCCUUUUCUUGAAAAAGACACAAGGAUGGACUACAGCAGCAUGCAGAGGCUCGGAGCCAAACUGGGUUUCCUUUCUGGUCUGAUUCAAAGAGCUAAAAUUGAGGCCUUUGAGCGAAUGCUUUGGCGAGUUUGCAAAGGUUACACCAUCCUCAGCUAUGCUGAAGUCGAAGAGUAUCUAGAAAAUCCUGAAACGGGUGAGCCUACCAAAUGUGUGGUCUUCCUGAUAUCUUACUGGGGAGACCAAAUUGGCCAGAAAGUAAAGAAAAUCUGUGACUGCUACCACUGCCACUUGUAUCCAUACCCCAGCAGCAACGACGAGAGGAAUGAUGUUGUGGAAGGACUAAGAACUCGCAUUCAGGAUCUGCACACAGUGCUUCAUAGGACAGAGGAUUACCUCAAACAGGUCCUGAUCAGGGCUUCAGAGUCGGUCUACACCUGGGUUGUCCAAGUCAAGAAAAUGAAGGCCAUAUACUACAUUCUGAACCUGUGCAGUUUUGAUGUGACCAACAAGUGCCUGAUUGCUGAGGUGUGGUGUCCUGUCGAUGACAUUCCCAAGCUGCGGAGAGCCCUGGAAGACGGAUCGCGAACAAGUGGUGCGACAGUUCCCUCUUUUGUCAACCGUAUUCCCACCACCGACACGCCCCCCACUCUUAUAAGGACCAACAAAUUUUCCUCUGGCUUCCAGAACAUUGUGGAUGCUUAUGGAGUGUGCUCUUACAGGGAAGUAAACCCUGCUCCUUUUACAAUCAUAACUUUUCCAUUCCUGUUUGCUGUGAUGUUUGGGGACCUGGGUCAUGGAGUUCUUAUGGCUCUGUUUGCCUCCUGGAUGGUGCUGUAUGAGAACAAUCGCAAACUUAAAAACACCAGGAAUGAGAUUUGGAACACGUUCUUCGAGGGGCGUUACAUUAUUCUGUUGAUGGGCCUGUUCUCCAUCUACACUGGUCUAAUUUACAACGACUGUUUCUCAAAGUCUCUUAAUAUUUUUGGUUCUGGGUGGAGUGUGAAGGCCAUGUAUGAUGCAAAAGUGUGGACGAACAAUGAUGUUCUCAAUAAUAAAUUUCUCACUCUGGAUCCAAACGUCACGGGAGUUUUUCAUGGACCGUACCCUCUAGGAAUCGAUCCAAUAUGGAACUUGGCAUCCAACCGCCUUACCUUCCUUAACUCCUACAAGAUGAAGAUGUCUGUGAUACUGGGCAUCAUACAUAUGAGCUUUGGAGUAAUUCUUAGCACUUUUAAUCACAUAUACUUUCGGAAGAGGUACAAUCUCUAUUUGGUAUUUGUGCCUGAACUCCUGUUCCUGUUGUGUCUAUUUGGCUACUUGGUGUUCAUGAUAUUCUACAAGUGGCUGGCCUUCUCUGCAAAGGACUCCAGACAUGUCCCCAGCAUUCUCAUUCACUUCAUAAACAUGUUCCUCAUGCAAGGUGAUGAGAUGCAGCCCCUCUACCCAGGACAGACUGGCCUACAGGUAUUUCUGGUGGUCAUUGCUGUUCUUUCAGUGCCCGUUUUACUCCUGGGGAAACCGCUUUACCUUUACUGGCUCCAGAACAGAGAUCGCCACCACCUGGGAAUGUACAGGGGGUAUGAGCGCGUGCGGCGAAGCAGUGAUGAGGAGCUCUGCCUGCUGAGGACUCAUGAUGAAGAGGAAGGCAGCAGUCACAGUGAUUUCUCCAGUAGUGGAGAACACCUCGCAGAGAAGUUUAACUUUGCAGAUGAGUUUCUUCAUCAAGCCAUUCACACUAUAGAGUACUGCCUGGGCUGCGUCUCAAACACGGCGUCCUACCUGCGGCUCUGGGCUCUAAGCCUGGCACAUGCCCAGUUGUCAGAGGUGCUGUGGGCCAUGGUGAUGAGAGUGGGGCUACGAAUGGACACCAGACUUGGGGUUUUAUUUCUUAUUCCAGUGUUUGGCCUUUUUGCCGUUCUCACUGUGUCCAUCCUCCUGGUUAUGGAGGGACUUUCUGCUUUCCUUCAUGCCCUUCGGCUGCACUGGGUGGAGUUUCAAAAUAAAUUCUACAGUGGGACAGGAGUGAAGUUUUGCCCGUUUUCUUUUUCUCUGCUGCCGUCUAGCUUUGAGCAUGACGGCUUACUUUGAAGGGACGAUCUAAUAACGCUGACAGCUGGUGAACGGAGAAAGAAACAAGCCAGCAGUGUCCUCUGCUUAUAAAGACUAAUUUCAGAGACUUCACUUGGAGUUUUAUAUUUAUUUCUUUUUUAAUUUAAGUGGGAAAAAAACAUGGUGAGUAACAGAAACCUUCGGCUGAAGCAGAAUCACCUCCCAGAGGUUUCAAAAACAGGCACAGAAGGACUGUUUUUUUUUGUUUUUUUAACGGCAGUUUCGAGUAACAAAAGUAUAUAUUUUUACCAGGAUCAGGAUGCUUCAGUACAAAACAUUUUGAAAUACUGUGGAAAUACACCAGGAAGAAUGAAGGUCAUUAAAAAUGAAGAGCUACGUCUUUGGAAUUCAAAGAAGUAUUUUUUUUAGUAUUUAACAGUAACUUUAAUGGAAGAAAAGCAAACACUUUCAGUUUUGCUUGAGAGUAAAUAUUUAUUUGAAACUCCUCUUUUGGACUUUUAUAGAAUUUCCUAUGAAAA